AUGCCAUCUUGUAGAGGAGAAAAGUGGCAAUGUUGAUGUGGAAUUUAUUUUAAAAUCCCACUAUAAAUAAAGUUAGCAAAAAAAUUAAACAAUUUUGGAAAAAUUCGUUUUUUUCUAUUUCUCUCCGGAAUUUUCUACGAGGCAUUUUGUUGAUUACCGAAAUACGCAACUUUGCUCCCAUUUAUGCGACUUCGUAACUCUUAGAGUACUUAGAUUUUGCGUGCCAUCCAAACAAGUAACACCAGCAACCUCAAAGUGCAAGGGAUCCCCCACACCGACGCGGUAAGGCGAUAGCGAUAAUCGCACGGCUGUCCAUGCGGUGUUCAGUUUUCAGAGCGGUGGGGUCUGGGGUGGCCCGCUGUUUAUCGCCGGAAACGCUGCUGACGCGGAUCGUAUCGCAUAUCGCCACGUUUUUCACGGUGUCCACAACGGAGAAAUUAAUUGAACAAGUUAAGAAGUACCCGAUAUUGUACGAUUUAAGUCACGAAGACUAUAAAACUUGCAGGAAAAACGACAAAGUGUGGGAUGACAUUAAACUUACACUUUCAUCAAAAGAAUCGGGAGUCAUUCGAAAGUAUAGAAAGUCGUGAUCACGUCAGCUUUGAAUUACUGAUAACAAAAAGUAACGAUAUCAGGUAUUCAAAAAUAAUGAUAUCGGCCUUCACUUCUCUCUGAAUUUGAAAAUGUUUGGGAUUUUGAAGUAUAGAGGGUAUAGUCGAUCUCAUCGGUCGAUCUACUUGACUGCUCUUUCAACUUUCAAUGAGAAGCCGGCAACAUUGCAGGAAAGUGAUUGAUCUGCGCAGAAUCCAACGAAGGUUCAAGGUGAAAUUAGUUGAGCAGUGGUUUGUUCCUUGCUUCCUGCUUAUGUUUUGUGUCUUCUUCUUUCAUCGUUCUGCCCUCAUCGUGUUGCCGCGUUUGCAGGCCAGCACCAUUUUAGAUUUUAGUUUCCCGGUAAAAAGUAAGUAUGAUUUAUAUUUUGAUCUAAAAUUCCACAAAAUUUUGGAAGAGAAGAUUGUGAAAUAUGUUAUCUUGUUUUCUUUAAUUUGCGCUGACAAGGACUGGUAAAUUUGACGUUUAGGUUGUUUUUUGUUGUGCACGUGUAAAACGUAGUUUCCAAAUUUUCAACUUCUUGACACUUUUAGGUACUGCAACUUGCAGUUUUUGCUACCAUAAUACCAAUUAACUGAGAAACAUCCGCAAAUAUCUUUCAAUCUCCAGUAUUAUUGAUAGUAUUCACGUUUAUUAGUUGUAGUAAAAUGGCAACUACUGAGCAAGACCAUGCUGGCGAUUGCCCCGAAGAUGUAGAGUCUUGUGAAGAUGAAGAAAAGCAGAACGGUGGGAUUUUAGACACUAGGGACGAUCAUGACGACUUCAACGCUCAAAACGCUGAGUGGUUAGCCCUUCUACCGCCAGCUGUCAAGCGGCGGAUCAAGGCCCUGAAAAGAAUUCAGCUAGAAUGCACAAAGAUUGAAGCUGAGUUUUACAAGGAAGUUCAUGCCCUCGAGUGUAAAUAUUUCAAGAAGUAUAUUCCACUGUAUGAAAAACGAGACAACAUUGUCAAUGGCAUUUAUGAACCAACUGACGAGGAAGCUCAAUGGCCUUCUGAUGAUGAAGAUGAGUUGCCUGAAGCCAUCAAAGAGAAGAUAAAACUUGAAAUGGAUGGAGAUAAAAAAUCAACCGGUACUGAAGAUAUGAAAGGUGUUCCAGAAUUCUGGCUACGGGCUAUUAGGAAUAUUUCCAUUCUGGGUGAAAUGGUACAGCCUCAUGAUGUACCCAUCCUCAAGCAUUUAACUGAUAUCAAAACUACUUGCAGGGAGGAUCCUAUGGGUUUCACUUUAGAAUUCCACUUUUCUCCCAAUGAGUAUUUUACCAACACAGUACUCACAAAAGAUUACGAAAUGAAGUGUGCUCCUGAAGAGGAUGAACCAUUUGCUUUUGAGGGUCCUGAAAUCUACAAGUGUACUGGUUGCACUAUCAACUGGAAUAAGGGUAAGAACGUCACCUUGAAAACCAUCAAGAAGAAACAGAAACAUAAGAGCCGCGGCACCGUUCGUACAGUCACCAAGACUAUCCAGAACGAUUCAUUCUUCAACUUUUUCAACCCACCCACCAUUCCAGGAGUCAACACUGCAAAAGACGAAGAUGCUGAUGGAGAUAUUGAUGAAGAUCUGAGUAAUCUGAUCACUUCAGAUUUUGAGAUUGGUCAUUACAUCCGAGAACGUAUUGUGCCAAGAGCCGUGUGGUAUUUCACUGGCGAAUGUAUUGAUGAUGACGAUCUCGAGGAAGAGGAGGAAGAAGAGGAGGAUGAUGAUUCAGAUGGAAAGGAAGGUGACAAAGAUAAGAAUUGCAAACAGCAAUAAUACUUUUGUAAUAAAUGUAAUCGUACGCUUGGUUCAAUCUCUUCCUGUUUUACUCAUUAACUUAUAUUUUUGGUAUACAUUUUGAAAUAUCACUUGUAAUACAUAUUUUCUACACGUAAGAGGGAAAUAUACCAUGGAAUCUCCUCAACAGUUGAUUUUUAUAUUGAACAUUGUUGGUUUUGCCUCGAUAUAAACCUGCCAUACCGUUAAGUGAGGUUAAUGCUUAAAAUGUUUUAUAAGUACUGAAAAUGAAUAAAAUUUCUGUAGUUGAUACUGUUUUAAUGUACUGCAUUUUUCAUGAGAAUGUCUUUUACUUCAAUUUUUAUGUUUCAUCAAUAAAUAUAUUUCAUAUCA
This is a messenger RNA of Acanthoscelides obtectus, 2714 nucleotides long. The record is from the annotation of a GenBank genome assembly. Lineage: Eukaryota; Metazoa; Arthropoda; Insecta; Coleoptera; Chrysomelidae.